Messenger RNA from Penaeus indicus, 1433 nucleotides. RefSeq names its product alpha-(1,3)-fucosyltransferase C-like. Bases 174 to 1376 code for a protein of 400 amino acids. The record is from RefSeq and is a predicted model, not a curated record. Gene Ontology annotation, molecular function: fucosyltransferase activity. Lineage: Eukaryota; Metazoa; Arthropoda; Malacostraca; Decapoda; Penaeidae. Gene Ontology annotation, cellular component: membrane. The transcript is spliced from 6 exons.
GUGUUCUAAAGCCCCGCCGGUUCCCCUUUGUUGGAGAGGAGUCAGUGGCGCUCGUGCGAAUGGAUUACUUCACCCGUGUGGACGCUUUGCCUUGCUCGUAGGUAUAUCUGUGGCACCCUACGGAAAGAACUCCACCGAGAUACUGUGACUAACAAGAAAUAACCUGAGACAACAUGAACUUUAAGAAAGUAAUUCCCGUGGCCGCCUUAGGCGUCUCCCUCCUGAUGUUCUUGCAGUUCCAGUAUUACGAGACCGCCCGGCGCCUCCUCUCCGGGCCAGUCGUCGCGGCGAGACUGGCAACAUGGGGACUUGGCCCCGUGACCGAAGGACCGCCACGCGUCCAGCCGGGCGAGAAGUCGUCCCCGCUCAAGAAAGUGGUCGUCCUCAAACCCAGGUACUUCAGACUGGGGAACAGCACGAUGCUUUUGUCCCAGGGCUGUCCCGAGUGGCGCUGCCUCAUCACCUCGGACGAGCGCGAGGCUGAGAGCGCGGACGCCGUUGUCUUCACCAGGUCUACGGGUCUGAAUUCCGUGCCCAAGAAGCGUUAUGCCCACCAGCGUUACAUCUGGGUGAACCACGAAUCGCCAGUGAACACCCCCAGGAGAUUUAUAAAGAAAACACAUUUCUUUAACUGGACUAACACGUACCACAUGAAGUCGGAUCUCUUCUCCCCCUACGGCGCGCUCGUGCCGCUCACGGAAAAACAGCUCCCCGUGCGAGCCCCGACCAUCAGCGACAGUAGAAGCACUUUCCUCAAGUACAAGCACGACCUCGAGGCCGGAAACUCACUCGAGGACGACUCGAGCCAAGACUGGUCGGCCUUUCUCCGUCGCCCUCAACUGGCAGCGUGGUUGGUCUCGCACUGCCGCACGCACUCGCAUCGCGAGAGGUACGUGAAGAAACUGCAAACGUACAUUCCAGUGUCCGUGUUUGGGAGAUGCAGCAGGAGGAGGUGUGUCAGAUCUAAGUUGUGCUUCACUUCGGCUCUGGCUCCAACCUACUCGUUCUACCUGUCCUUUGAGAACAGUAUCUGUAACGAUUACAUAACGGAAAAGGUUUGGAAUGCGAUGCAGUAUGGCCUAGUCCCUGUCGUGUUUGGGGGAGGCAACUACUCGGCUGUUCUUCCUCCCAAUUCCUACGUUGACGCCAACAAGUUAAAACCGGCAGAUCUUGCAAAGCUUCUUAAAAGUAUUGCAGCUUCCCCUCGCGAGUAUGGCCGUUACCACCUAUGGAGAGUUUAUUGGAAAGUAUUGCAAGUUUGGCCACACUGUGAACUUUGCUACAAGUUACACAACGACCAUAAUGUUAGCGUUUACUCGAACGUGAAUAGCUGGUGGAACGCCGCUGGGAAAUGCAGAGGACCAAAGAUUAUCUAAUCCUCCUCCUCCUCCUCCUCCUCUUCUCUUCUUCAAAGACCACGGGCUCAAAAUAAA